AUUCGGAAUCCGAAUGUACUUUGUUGUGUUUUUGCUCGGUUAAUUGUGCCCCCGGGCGGCUUGCGAAAUUCCACGCAUGGCUGCAGUGCGUCUUCUGUGAUCCUCUCAAUAAAUUCUGAACCGAUUGUGCCUCGGCUGUGUGAACACGAAAAAGAUAUUCCGAAGAAGGUAAAAAGGCUUUAUGCGACCGUUCAGCGACACGUCGAGAGCCACAACCCUCUUUCCUAGAAUCCGAACGCGCGGCGAAAACUUCUGACGAGCGACACUUCGCACGAACGGCGCAAUUUCACUUAUGCCGGCAUUCAUCCCAUCCAUGGAAAGUCCGAGGAAACGCGCCCCCUCUUGAACGAUUCGUGGUUGAUUGACUGAUUGGCCUUGAGCCACUCACCCCCCAAUUCACGCCCUGGCCUAACGCAUGCAUCUGAACGGCGAUGAAUAUCACUUUCGGUGGUCGCUGGCACUAGCUAUUCGGGGGUUCCCCCAUUGUCUCGCCAAUGGUCCGAUGUAAUAAGUCUAAUUAGAACCAGGACCACUAUGUAGACACAAAUGAGCUAACUACCGUCUUUCUUUUUUAACGUUUAUAACGGCGACAUAAAUCAUCACAAAACAUCUCCAGGCAAUCUUCUAAGGCCCCAAGUUAUAUUUUACGCAAGGGGUUAAAUAUUAAUCUUACCUGAAUGAAGAAGAAAUCCAUUUUUAGGUUGUAUGGUAAGUGUCAUACAGCCUAUACUUUAGUUACUACCAUGUAGAAUCAACGGUGCUAUUUUAGUCAAUAAGUUUAGUGUAAUGAGCUAAGAGUAAAAAGAUAGAUAGAAAAAAGUAUCAAUAAUAAACCCAAGAGCAAUCAAACUGGAUAUCAUCCUACAACAGAGUGAUUGCACACUACCGACUAGCGGACAAUUAAUCAAGGAUAACACGAGACAAAAACUACUUUUCAAAAGACAAAUUUCACUAAAAGAUGUCUAGAUAUUACAAUCCGGGCAAUUACAAUAGUAACGGUAGCACAACAGCACAACAAAAUCCAACAAAUCAUUACUCAAAUCAACAAAAUCAACAACCACACUACUAUCAACAGCAACAACAUUCGGAACAAGUGUAUCAUCAUCAUCAACAGCAGCAGCAGCAACAGCAAACAUCUUAUAAUAAUAACACACCAAAAUCAACGCAACAGACGCAACAGAAUGUUCGACAGUCGUACAGCGGAAAUGGUGGAGGAGGCGGUGGUAGUGGCGGCACAACAACAAUUCGUAAGCUUUCCUACGACAGUAGCAAUGGCACGAAUAAAACGAUAUCAUACUACACACCACCGCAACCAUCGACGAAAACAAAUAUUUCUAGAUACAACCUGACAUCGGCCGGUUCCGAAGUGAAUACAGGUACUAAAAUGAUUGGUGCAGAACCAACAACGCCACCGCCCAAUUCCAAGGUCAAUUCGCAUCUUUUGGAUCAUGGCUACGGGGCAACACCUCAGCCGCAAUACGUUUCCAGGACACAGCCAACUAAAUCGGAAUCAGCCAUUACAAAAUUUUACAAGGUUAAGCGACAUCUCCCCAUGGCCGACACACCCACAAAGAUGGCCAAACAAUCCUUCACCGCCAAUCAUUCGUCCACAAAAUCAUGUAGUUCAUCGAAAAAACGAUCGCCAGAUGGCAAUCGGGCCGACACUUCGCUAGGCAUCCUUACCAAGAGAUUUGUCGAUCUGCUACAAGAAUCGCAUGAAGGCGUUGUUGACCUCAACAUUGCUUCAAAGCGCUUGGAAGUACAAAAACGUCGUAUCUACGAUAUCACCAAUGUUCUUGAAGGAAUCGGUAUCCUGGAAAAGAAAUCCAAAAACAAUAUACAAUGGAAAUGCGGUCAUUCAUUUGUGAGUGAUGAAAGAUCGCGACAAAUGCAAUUAGAGAGCGAUAGACUCGAACAGAAGGAAAAUGUUUUAGAUGAUUUAAUUGGCCAGAUACGUCAAGCGCUUGGCGGCGGUCAGAUUCACAAUAAUCGGCAUGCGUAUGUGACGCAUCAUGAUUUAAAAAGUAUCGAUAUAUUUAAGGAUGAGAAUGUGAUGGUGAUAAAGGCUCCGCCCGAGGCGAAAUUAGUGUUACCUGACGCACAGUUUCCCCGAGAAAUUCAUCUUAAGGCUGAGAACAAUGGUGAAAUUGGAGUUUUCCUUUGUACGGAUUCCCCUACAAGUCCAGUAUCGUUCUCCAAUGAUCCGCUGUUGAAUGGUGUGAAGCCUAUUACGACGCCUCUAUCGGAAAGUGGCAAACGAAAACAAGGAACAUAUCCCAUCCGUUCGGCACAACGAAACUUAAAUCAAUCCAUUAUGGAUGCCUCUUCAGUGUCUGCCGCGGGCAGUUCUGAAAUCAGUAGUUCUAGUAAAGAUUUAGCGGACGUGGCAGGUUGUAUGAUCUACCAAACAACUACCAAGCCCGUGUUAACACAAAGUCAGGUGGAUCUGUUGGAUAUAAGCAACAGUCGCUUGCAAGAAUACUACGUAAAGCCGGAAACAUCACUACCACCAAGCGAUACGUCACCCUCGCCGCCACCAUCUCUCUCACCAACCGCACCGCCCUAUUCACCAUCCCAAUCAUCCUACUCACUUAAUUCCAGUCAAAUUGUGCAUUCAUCAAUGAACAAUUCUUCCACCCCAUCGUCCAUAGCUCCUGCGUCUUCAAUGCAAAAUACACCGGCCGGGGAUAGUGGCGGCACCCUGAUGAUGACACCACUAAAUUCAUCAGUUUCGUCGCUGUCUAAUACCUUCACCGAAACAGAAGAUAAUAAACCAAGUCCUGCGUCAAGCAAUUCCGACGAUCUCGGCCUUAAGAGUGAUGUGCCAAUGGCCAAUUUCCCGCGUGUAUCGCCAAAUGAGACGAGUGAAGCGGAAACUAAGAAAGGUGUUCGCAAUGCGCUAUUCUCCGAUCUUAGUCCAAGUAAUCUGAAUUACAUGGAGCCAAAUUACUUUGACUUCACGGCGCCCUUCCUGCCUAUCGAGCCCCCCCUGGAAUCCGACUAUAACUUUUCGUUGUGUCAAAGCGAGGGUCUAUCAGAUCUCUUCGACCUGCUUUGAGUUUGUGCUUAACCGCGUCAUCAGCGCCAUCGAAAAAACAACACAUUUACAAUAUAAUUUUUCUUUUAUCAUUCACGACUGGAAUAUUUUUGGGUUAUGUAAUGACUAUUGUAAAGUGCGUUUGAAUCAAAAGCCAAUCUCCCGCGUUUGCUAUCGUUCUUCCUUUUUAUCUAUGCAUCGUAUCAUUCGUCAUUUGCAUGCGUCCCGCCCGGCGUCAUGCUAAAUGUGUAAAAACGAAACUACCCUCAUUUGAUAUGAUAUAUUCCCCAACCAACUUCCAUGUUAGAAACGCGAUUUUAUACUAAAUACGUUACGAGACUUUAGUGGAAGAUGGAAAUAAAAAAAAGAAAUAACUUAAAAAAUUCCUAAACAGAAUAAAACUGAAAAAAAGAGAAAAAGAGAUAUUAUUAAUAUAAAUAUAUAAUUUUAAAUGUAAAUCGUUCAGUUUCGGCUCUUUUUUGUUCCGCACAUGGUUCCCUGUUGCGUUGUUCGUUUCAAGGCGGCGAAGAAGACAAAAAGAAAAACAAAUUUCAUGCAGUGCAUCGUUUAUAGAAAGCUAGGAAAGAACUAAAAGAAAACAGAAUAUGCGAUAGGAAUAUUUAUAUCAUACGUAUUUGUAAUACUUGUACAGAAAUAUCCGAAACCAACUAACACCCCGUUGCAUAUUUAGAAGAACAAAUUUUAAGGCAGACGAAACUCCGCAAGUUCCCCAACAUAUGUAGAUAUCGAUAUAAUAAACUUAAUUAAGCAAAUGAUACUGUCGGACACUGUCUAUUAAAUAGUAGAACAUACAAAAAAUUAUUAUAUUAAAUCUAAGCUAGACUAAACACUAAAAGAACGGAUAAAAACCGACUAGAGCAUCCGGCGGCCGGAUGAAAGUCCCCGUCGACCAGCUAGGAUCAGUUACAGUGUUGAAAAAACCGAAGAGAGAUAAGAUCAGUGGAAAAAAAGGCAAAACAAACCAGAAAAAUUGUUAUUAGUUAAAGAAAAUUUGUGUUAAAAUCUACAAAAAAAA
Messenger RNA from Hermetia illucens (black soldier fly), 4073 nucleotides. It is a transcript of the gene E2f1, whose product is annotated as transcription factor E2f1. Gene Ontology annotation, cellular component: RNA polymerase II transcription regulator complex. Bases 959 to 3058 code for a protein of 699 amino acids. The record is from RefSeq and is a predicted model, not a curated record. The transcript has 10 exons. NCBI's taxonomy places the organism in Eukaryota, Metazoa, Arthropoda, Insecta, Diptera, Stratiomyidae. Gene Ontology annotation, biological process: regulation of transcription by RNA polymerase II. Gene Ontology annotation, molecular function: protein dimerization activity; DNA-binding transcription factor activity, RNA polymerase II-specific; RNA polymerase II cis-regulatory region sequence-specific DNA binding.